CUACUGUCUGUCUCUUUCCAGGCAUUUCAUACCUCCAAGAUUCAGGUUUGCUUUUACAUCUCUUCCCUGUGCAUCCCUGCCAACAGAGCCUAUUGCCAGCUGUCUAAGCUGAAGAACAGUAAUCCACAUCUUCUUACUGCCAUGGGGAAAAUGCACACCCUCGUUCUCUUUGUAGUGGGCUCCUUUUGUCUGAACGGAAGCAUGGCAGCAGAUGCUGAAGAAAAAUUAAUGAACCACCUACUGAGUCCUGACAGAUACAAUAAGUUAAUUCGGCCAGCUGUCAACUCCUCCCAACUGGUAUCCAUAGAGCUGCAGGUUUCCCUGGCACAGCUCAUCAGUGUGAAUGAACGGGAGCAGAUCAUGACUACGAAUGUCUGGCUGAACCAGGAGUGGAUUGAUUAUCGACUGGCUUGGAAACCCUCUGACUAUGAAGGAAUAAAUAAGCUGAGAAUACCUGCAAAACACAUCUGGUUGCCAGAUAUCGUGCUUUACAAUAAUGCGGAUGGCACGUACGAAGUCUCGCUGUACACAAAUGCCAUUGUAAAGAACAAUGGAAGCAUUCGCUGGCUGCCACCAGCCAUUUACAAGAGUGCCUGCAAGAUUGAAGUGAAGCAUUUCCCAUUUGACCAACAAAACUGCACCCUGAAGUUCCGGUCCUGGACAUACGACCACACAGAAAUUGAUAUGGUGCUUAAGACUUCCAUGGCAAGCAUGGACGACUUCACCCCAAGUGGAGAGUGGGACAUUGUCGCACUCCCAGGAAGAAGAACUGUAAAUCCUCUGGACCCCAAUUAUGUCGAUGUGACAUAUGACUUCAUUAUUAAAAGGAAACCACUUUUUUAUACCAUCAAUCUUAUCAUUCCCUGUGUGCUAAUUACAUCCUUAGCCAUCCUAGUAUUCUACUUGCCUUCAGACUGUGGUGAAAAAAUGACCUUAUGCAUAUCUGUGUUGCUUGCCUUGACUGUGUUCUUGCUGCUGAUCUCCAAAAUUGUCCCUCCAACAUCUCUAGAUGUUCCACUGAUUGGGAAGUAUCUCAUGUUUACAAUGGUGCUGGUGACCUUCUCAAUAGUUACCAGUGUCUGUGUGCUCAAUGUCCAUCACAGAUCUCCAAGUACUCACACUAUGCCCCCCUGGGUAAAGCUGGUUUUCCUUGAAAGACUCCCAGCCUAUCUGUUCAUGAAGCGUCCAGAAAAUAAUUCUCCACAGCAAAAGCCAUGCAACUGCAAAAAGACAAAAGCAGAGAAUCCUUGUAUGGAGCCAUCUGACUUCUACAAGAACUCUACCUAUUUUCUGAAUACAGCUUCUGCCAAAAGAUAUGGUAUGAAAGUUUCUGAAACACUUGACAAUGUCAGCAGUCAUCGAGAUUUUAGGUUAAGAACAGGCACGACAUUUUCUCCUGAAGUGCAAGAAGCAAUUGAUGGAGUCAGUUUUAUAGCAGAGCACAUGAAAAGCGAUGACAACGACCAGAGUGUCAUUGAAGAUUGGAAGUAUGUUGCCAUGGUAGUGGACAGGCUGUUUCUCUGGAUAUUUGUCCUUGUUUGUGUCCUGGGGACUGUUGGAUUAUUUCUGCAACCACUUUUUCAAAACCACACUGCUGCCAUAAACCCUUAGCUCUUAUUUAAAAUGGUCAAUACUUACACAGACAUUUGGUCUCAUUCUGCUCUCAGUUCCCUUUUGUUAACUCCACAGAGAUGCCAAGU
Molecule: messenger RNA, 1700 nt
Organism: Pseudopodoces humilis (Tibetan ground-tit)
Lineage: Eukaryota; Metazoa; Chordata; Aves; Passeriformes; Paridae
Gene: CHRNB4
Product: cholinergic receptor nicotinic beta 4 subunit
Biological process (GO): monoatomic ion transmembrane transport
Cellular component (GO): postsynaptic membrane
Molecular function (GO): acetylcholine-gated monoatomic cation-selective channel activity; transmembrane signaling receptor activity
Source: RefSeq, a predicted model, not a curated record